AUGGCGCAAGCUCAUCGUGCUGAUGCCAGUCAAUUUCUCGACAACCGAGGCUACACCGGUCCCCUGGUGCGCGGCGUCAACCCUGUCACCCUCUUCGAGAAAGCCGUGCGCGACCGCAUCACAGAUUCAUACUACUGGAAGGAACAGUGCUUCGGUUUGAAUGCGGCAACGCUUUGCGAUCGCGCCACCGAGUUAACAUUUGUCGGCGGUACAUACGGUAUUUCCGAGAAGCCCUCACCAUUCCUCUGUCUCGCCUUCAAGCUUCUACAACUCAAUCCCGAACGAGACGUCAUCCUCGAGUACCUCAACUUCAGUGACCCCGGCAGCGACGAUGAGGAUGGACAAAAUGCGGUGUUAAAUUCUCGCGGCGACUUCAAGUACCUUCGCGCGCUGGCGGCAUUCUAUGUGCGACUUACCUUCGAUGCGGUGGACGUCUACAAGACCCUAGAGCCGCUACUUCUCGACUAUCGGAAAUUGAAGCGACGAGUACGCGACUCGUUCACUUUGACAUAUGUGGAUCAAUUCAUCGAUGAGCUUCUCACAAAAGACCGUGUCUGUGGUACUAGUUUGUGGAAGCUGCCACCACGUUCACAAUUAGAAGAUUUGGACAUGCUGGAUGAGCGGAUCAGUCCCUUGGCGGAUGAGCUAGAGGAGCUCGAUCAGGACAGUCAGAAUGGGGAAAAUGAUGAGCACGAUGAUGAGCGCGACCGCAGUGAUGGAGAAGUCUCGAGCUCGAAGGAUGACAAUCAUGACUGA
Penicillium pulvis is the source of this 756-nucleotide messenger RNA. Its product is annotated as PRP38 family protein. Lineage: Eukaryota; Fungi; Ascomycota; Eurotiomycetes; Eurotiales; Aspergillaceae. The record is from RefSeq and is a predicted model, not a curated record. Gene Ontology annotation, cellular component: precatalytic spliceosome. The coding region runs from base 1 to 756 and encodes 251 amino acids. The transcript has a single exon.